This is a messenger RNA of Serendipita indica DSM 11827, 723 nucleotides long. The record is from the annotation of a GenBank genome assembly. Lineage: Eukaryota; Fungi; Basidiomycota; Agaricomycetes; Sebacinales; Serendipitaceae.
AUGGCUGCUCCAGCCUUCGAUCGCCGUCGCGUCAAUGGGCCAGAGGAGUCUUUCCCUCCCAUCUUUAUCGACGAUGAACGACUAGAGCCACUAAACUCUGAUAAUAAACGACGAGAUGGACGCGCCUCUGAGGAUCUCAGACCGAUUUUUUUAACAACAGGUCUUGUUUCCCAGGCAAAUGGAUCUGCUUAUAUCGAAACGGGGAACACAAAGAUUGCCUGUGCCGUUUAUGCUCCAAGACAACUAAAAAACACUCAGUAUAGUGAUAUAGGCCGACUCAACGUCGAGGUCAAAUUUGCACCGUUUUCGAGCGUCCGACGGCGUGCGCAUCUACGAGACGUAGAGGACCGGACUAUUGGACAACUGGUUCAUCAGUCACUUUUGCCCGCAAUUCAACUGCACCUCUUUCCCAAAUCAUCCAUCGACGUCUUCAUCACCGUGAUCGAAAACGACGGUCUGGAGGGCUGCGUUGCCUCUGCGUCUAUUGCGGCGAGUACAGCCCUAGCGGAUGCGGGAAUCGAGAUGGACGGCAUGGUCGUCGCUUGCUGCGCGGCACUUUACAAAGAUCGCAUAUGGAUGGAUCCAGUCACGUCGGAGAGGCUGGCAGCCAGAGGAGCUCUACUCCUCGCUGGCAUUCCUGCUCUGGGAACAAUCACGAAUAUAUGGCAGUCGGGAAAUGUGACUACGAAAGAGGCGCUUCAAGUUGAGCAAUUCAUUCUCUAG